AUGACCAUUGUGAUUCUGUCCCGAGGAAGCUGUGGCCUCUCCAGAUGUACUGGCCGCUACCUGAUGUCCAUGGCAGUGGCGGAUUUGCUGGUCAUCAUCUUCUGUGUGAUCCUGAGCUACCUGGGAUCUCUUCACUUCCCCAUCUCCUUCCUCAACCACUACCACGUCUGCAGCCUGAACAGGAUCACAAAUGCAGCAGUAGUGGACAGCUCAGUCUGGCUCACCGUGGCCUUCACCUUUGAUCGCUUUGUCGCUGUCUGUUGUCCCAAGUGGAAGGUCCAAUACUGCACAGAGAGAACAGCGGCUCGUGUAAUCCUGACCAUCUGCACAGUGAGCUACCUAAGAAAUAUCCCACGUUAUUUCACCUAUGAACCUGAUUACCCAUAUGCUCCUUUCAGAGGCUGCAGACUCCGUAAUGUGUGCAGCAAAUCUGUUUGGGCAGUAUACAUGUGGUCCAGCACAGUCUUAACUCCCAUCAUUCCCUAUGUGUCCAUCUUACUGCUGAAUGCUCUGACUGUCAGACACAUCCUGGUGGCCAGUCGUGUCCGCAAGGCACUCAGGGGACGAGGCCUCAAUGGGAAGGAUGGAGACCCGGAAAUGGAAAAUCGAAGGAGGUCCACCAUCCUGCUCUUUGCCAUAUCAGGCAAUUUCAUCAUUCUGUGGAUUGCCAGAGUGGUGGACUUUGUUUUUCAGGAGAUAUUGCUCGGCAUGAGCAGGAAUGCAAUACUCACCCAUGUAGGAGACAUGCUGAUGUAUCUGAGCUCCUGCACCAACACCUGUGUUUACACUCUCACCCAGGCAAAGUUCAGAGAGAAGAUGAGGCACAUGAUAAACCAUCCCAUUCUCCUUUGCCUGAAGUUCCUCAGAGACUGA
This is a messenger RNA of Stegostoma tigrinum, 873 nucleotides long. RefSeq names its product probable G-protein coupled receptor 139. NCBI's taxonomy places the organism in Eukaryota, Metazoa, Chordata, Chondrichthyes, Orectolobiformes, Stegostomatidae. The coding region runs from base 1 to 873 and encodes 290 amino acids. Gene Ontology annotation, biological process: G protein-coupled receptor signaling pathway. Gene Ontology annotation, molecular function: G protein-coupled receptor activity. The record is from RefSeq and is a predicted model, not a curated record. The transcript has a single exon. Gene Ontology annotation, cellular component: membrane.